Molecule: messenger RNA, 1654 nt
Organism: Chaetomium strumarium
Lineage: Eukaryota; Fungi; Ascomycota; Sordariomycetes; Sordariales; Chaetomiaceae
Exons: 5
Coding region: 303-1361 (352 amino acids)
Source: RefSeq, a predicted model, not a curated record
GGAUUUUCGAGGUCGACUUUCCCACAUGCUCGGUGUUACUCCAGGCUUCUCACAGGUUACCAGGUUGCCUUGCCGUGUCCAUGUCUCAUCACACGCAGCGCUCACCAUCCCCUGGGUGUUGUCUGGAGGGAUGACGCGAUGGCACCUUGUUGACUCCCAUGCAUGCUGCGCUUUUGAAUCUUAAACACCCGGUCUACAAUGCGCGCCCAAGGGUUGAGACACGAGCUCCCAACUUUAAACACACAUAACCCUCACACACACGACGAGGGUCCUAACCGGGGGACUCAAACUUAAAAUUCAUCAUGGUAUGGGUUGACAACGCAACACCAGAGGUCGAUGCCGAGUCGCAAUGGAGGAUGAUCAUCACCAUCUGCACCGUCCUCUCGGCCCUGUCGAUAGCCGUUGUAAGCAUGCGGCUAUGGAUUCGGCACAAGAAUCACGGCUUGGCGUCUGACGACUGGAUGGCCGCGAUUGCGAUGGUGUUUGCCUUGAUAUACUCGAUCCUGUGCAUUGUCCAAACGAAAUAUGGCCUCGGACUGCCGCUCAGCCUGCGCCCGCCGGAGAACCUAAUUCCCUACACGCGCACCAACUACGCCGGGCGGCCAAUCUACCAGAUGGGCAUCAGCUUCUUCAAGGUCGCCCUCCUGAUCAGCUACCUGCGACUCUUCAAGGGGACCAGCCACGUCAUCUACCGGAGGGUGGUGUGGAUUGCCAUCUUUCUCGUCGUGGCCGGGCACUUGGGCUGCUCUCUGUGUCUGAUCUUUGCGUGCAACCCGGUGAACAAGUCGUGGGAGCCAACAAUACCCGGCACGUGUCUUGCGCCGGGGCCGUCCUUCACUGCAUAUGCCGUGGUCACCAUCGUGUCCGAUGUCGGUGUGACCAUCAUUCCGAUUCCCAUGUUGUUGCGGCUCAAGGUGAACAUCUACAAGAAGUUGGGCCUGAUCGUCAUCUUCAUUCUCGGCAUCUUCACGACGAUCUGCUCCAUCUUCCGGUACACCCAGAUCGACAGGAUUCAGCACGGGGACGGGAACUCGACCAUGCUUAUCGUGUGGGGUGUCAUCGAGUUCAACGUUGGCAACAUCGUCUCAUCCCUGCCCUUCCUCGCCCCGAUCUUCAUCCGCAAGGCCAAGGACUACGCGACCAAGUACUCGGGCAGCGGGAACAACUACGGCAGCGGCCACCGCAAGAUCGGCAAGUCGGGCGACGCCUACAAGCUCAGCAGCAUGUCCAGCGAGCACAACAAGGGCAACUUCGUCACCGCCCAGGCGCAGAGCACCGGCAGCGAGGAGAACAUCCUCCAGGCGGCCAACCAGGAUAAUACCAUCAUGAAGUCGGUCACGUACAGCGUCCGCGUCGACUGAGGCGUUACAAGGCACGAUGGCUGCGAUAGCCUUUUUUCUCUCUAUUUUGUUUCAACACUAGCUUCAGUUCUUAGAUCUUUAAAACGACCAUGGGCUGCGGAUGACGGCGCGCGGCGCAAAAAGGGAAAUGAGUCUGGACAGGUUUCAUUGGGCGGGAUUUUUGAUCGUGGGAUUCUCAUACCUUUCUCCUUUGGGAACGGACAUCAAACUAAAAUUUAAACUGUACAUAGAACGGUUAAAAACAUUGUAUGAUAUGCUUACGUACCCGAUUGGAAAUUCACGAGAUACUCCGU